AUGGCGACCACCGUGGACAAGAUCAAGGACAUCGAGGCCGAAGUAAGAGACCGCAUUCCCGCAAACGCAUCGAUCGCGACUCACAUCCCUGUUCUAGAUGGCCAAGACCCAGAAGAACAAAGCAACGUCUUUUCAUCUUGGCCAGGGCAACUGAAGGCAAAGCUCGCGAAACUCAAGAGAGAACUUCUUGAGCCGAGCAGUAGUGGUGGUGGCGGUGCGGGUGUCGGUUUCGAUGUUGCUCGUACUGGUGUUGCCAGUGUCGGCUUCAUUGGCUUUCCCUCGGUGGGGAAGAGUACGCUCAUGAGCAAAUUGACGGGACAGCACUCGGAAGCUGCCGCAUACGAGUUCACAACGCUUACCACGGUACCAGGCCAGGUCAUGUACAACGGUGCCAAGAUCCAGAUUCUCGAUUUGCCUGGUAUCAUUCAGGGUGCCAAAGACGGCAAAGGUCGUGGUCGACAAGUUAUUGCAGUCGCGAAGACAUGCCAUCUGAUCUUCAUCGUCCUCGAUGUGAAUAAGCCUCUGACGGACAAGAGCGUCAUCGAGAACGAAUUGGAAGGCUUCGGCAUCCGUAUCAACAAGAGCCCACCGAACAUUGUGCUCAAGAAGAAGGACAAGGGCGGCAUCAGUAUUACCUCAACCGUCCCCCUGACGCACAUCGACCAUGGCGAGAUCAAGGCCGUAUUGAACGAGUAUCGUAUGGCAAACGCAGACGUUGCUAUUCGAUGCGACGCCACCGUGGACGAUUUGAUCGAUGUCAUCGAGGCGAAGGGCCGAAGCUACAUCCCCGUCAUUUACGCGCUCAACAAGAUAGACGCCAUCACGAUCGAGGAACUUGAUUUGCUGUACCGUAUUCCAAAUGCUUGUCCCAUUAGUUCCGAGCAUGGCUGGAACAUCGACGAGCUACUGGAGCAGAUGUGGGAGAAGUUGAACCUCGUGCGCGUCUACACGAAGCCAAAGGGUCGCAUGCCCGACUAUACUGCACCGGUUGUCUUGCGUUCCACGGCGUGCACGGUCGAAGACUUUUGUCAUUCCAUCCACAAGACGAUUGUCGAUGAUUUCAAACACGCCAUUGUGUACGGUAAAUCGGUCAAGCAUCAGCCCCAGCGUGUGGGUCUUUCCCACGAGCUCGCCGAUGAAGAUAUCGGUAAGUACCUUGCACCGACAUAA
This is a messenger RNA of Parastagonospora nodorum SN15, 1170 nucleotides long. RefSeq lists its product as hypothetical. The coding region runs from base 1 to 1170 and encodes 389 amino acids. Gene Ontology annotation, biological process: cytoplasmic translation. Gene Ontology annotation, cellular component: cytoplasm. The record is from RefSeq and is a predicted model, not a curated record. The transcript has 5 exons. Lineage: Eukaryota; Fungi; Ascomycota; Dothideomycetes; Pleosporales; Phaeosphaeriaceae. Gene Ontology annotation, molecular function: GTP binding; GTPase activity.